AGAGAAGUGUAACAGCAUCUGCUUAAGAAAAAAACAGCAGUAGUAGCAGCAAUGGCGGCGGAGCUUCCAAAUUUCAUCGUGGUGAGGGCAAGCGUCCAACAGCGGUACGUGUCGCACUUCAAGGGGCUGGAACUUCACAGGCGCCACCGAAGUCAACAUUUUCAGCCCACUGGCGCAGAUCCAAGUAGAGCAGGCCAAAAGCGACUCCCGCUACGUUCACUUCCGCUUCGUCCACACCAACAACGCCAUGCAAAUCAUCGCAGUCGCCGACCAGCCUGAGGAAGAUUUGUCCAACACGCUCUUCCAGCCCAUAAUCACGCCCGGCUCCACCAACCUCGCCCUCAACCAACCGCCGCAUUGAUGUCGUGGGUCACGGCAUUCCCCCAAUUCAUUUUCUCCUCCAAGGUGGCACUGGAGGCACUCCUCACUUCCAGGCAUGUCGCUUUCAAGGGACACGAUGGCAGGUAUGUGAGAGGCUUGACGGUCCAGAAUUUUCCGUACCAGCAGCUGUAUGCGGACGACCCCAACGCCCAGGAAACGGGGUUCGAGGUGCACACCAUGCUGGACGGACAUGUCCGCAUAAACUCCCUUCAUUUCGAUAGGUUCUGGAGACGCAGUCCCAAUUGGAUAUGGGCCGACAACAACGACACCCACGCUGACACCUUGUUUUGGCCUGUCAAAAUUGACGACAACACCAUUGCGCUUCGGAACGCAGGCAACAACAACUUCAUCGUGCCUUUGCGCAUCCACGGAAAGACAGACUGUCUGAACGCCCAAGUACCCAACAUGACCUUAGAAACGAGAUUUGAGGUGGAGGAGCUGGUUCUCAAAAGAGAGAUCUACCACGUCAGAUACCGAAUGGAGGAAUCUCGAAUCUACGACGAGGAGCCCUCCAUCGCUGGAACAGCCACCGCCGGUAAUUUUCUCGUCGGUAACACAAUUACCGGCGGCAAAACACGCCGCCGGUAAUUAACGGCGGUAGGUCCCACCGUUAUAUUUCCUCGGCGAACGGUGGAGAUAUACCGGCAAAUUACCGGCGGCAAUAUGCCGCCGGUAAUUACCGGCGAUGACUUUGCCGCCGGUAAUAUUCACCGGACGGCGGCGGUGAAUAUCACCGGAGAUUAUUCUCCUUACCGGCGGUAAAAUGCCGCCGCUAAUUGCCGGCGGCAUAAUUAGGGCUGCCGCCGGUUCAGGAACCGCCGGUUCGGGGCCCGAACCGGCGGUUCAGGUUCGAAAAAUUCGUGAACCUGAACCGGCCCGCCUAAAAUUUGAAGGGCCGGUUUUUGGACCCUGAACCGGCGGUUCCGGGCCGGGCCCAAAACCGGCGGUUCCGAGCCCAAAACCGGCGGUUCUCGGGCUUCUCCUCUUCUUCUGUUUUUUUUUUUUUUGAAAAUUUUUGAAAUUACUCAACUUAAAUAAUAUUUUAAUUUUAAUCAAAUGUAGGUUCUCUAUUUAUAGUGUACUACACAUUGUAGAGAAUCCUACAUUUUUGAAUGUGGGAUAAUUUCAACUUAAUGUAGCUUCACUAUACUAUUUAUAGUGUACUGCACAUUGUAGAGAAUCCUACAUUUUUCAAUGUGGGAUAAUUUCAACUUAAUGUAGCUUCACUAUACUAUUUAUAGUGUACUACACAUUGUAGAGAAUCCUACAUUUUUCAAUGUGGGAUAAUUUCAACUUAAUGUAGCUUCCUAUUUAUAGUGUACUACACAUUGUAGAGAAUCCUACAUUUUUCAAUGUGGGAUAAUUUUAAUAUUUUUUUAGGCCCUCAAAAAAAUAUUAGUAAUCAAAAUCAAUUAAUAUUUUUUUAGGCCCUCAAUUAAUGAUUAAUUAAUUUUUCUAUAGAGUGUUCAUAAAAGGGAGUCAAGAAUCAACGAUGAAAAGUAACAUAAAAUUAAUCAAUUGACUCUCUAUUACAAAAAAUAUAUGUUUUCAAAUGUUUGAUAUAAGUAUAUAACUAAGGCACGUUAUCAAAGGCAUACAUAUGUCAAUUGAUGGUGCCAGGUAUAUUUCUAAGUUAUAAGUUAUAUAUUUAUAAAUUAUAAGUUAUAUAUUUAUAAGUUAUAAGUUAUAAUAUAUUACAUGAGAAUUGAAUUGAAAUAAAAUAAAGGAAAAAUAAUUAACACAUUGAGAACCAAAAAUUCAAAUGAAUUCAUAAAAAUAGAUAUCUUUAUUGAAUUUAUUCCACGUACCAAAAGAAUAUUACAAGGAUACAAAUUACAUAAUCUUUAAAAUUGAAUAAGUAAACUAACUAAUACUAACUAAUUGAUCCCUAGACCUUAUAAGUUAUAAGUUACAUAUUUAUAAGUUAUAUAUUUAGAAGUUAUAAGUUAUUACAUGAAUAUAAGUUAUAUAUUUAUAAGUUAGGUUGAGUGAUCCCACAUUGAAAAAUGUAGGAUUCUUUAUAAUGCGUAGUACAUUAUAGAUAGUGAAGCUACAUUAUCCCACAUUGAAAAAUGUAGGAUUCUCUACCAUGUGUGGUACACUAUAAAUAGUGAAGUUACAUUAUCCCACAUUGAAAAAUGUAGGAUUUUCUACCAUGUGUAGUACACUAUAAAUAGUGAAACUACAUUUAGUUAAAAUUAUUAGGAUUUGAAUAUAAAAUUAAAAAAAAAAAAAAUUGGUCGGGCCCGGCGGUUCAGGGCCGGACCGGCGGUUCAGGGUUGACAACCCUAUGAACCUUAACCGGCCCGGAUAACUGGCGGUUCGGCCCUGACCGUUGACCGGCGGGCCGGUUCAGGGUCGAACCGCCGGUUCCGGUCGGCCCUUGGCAACACUAGGCAUAAUGCCGCCGGUAAUUUUUUUUGUAAUUUAAUUAAUUAAUUAAUUAUUACUGUAGGCACACGAAAUUUAUAAGAUAUAAAAGAAUAUUUUAAUUUUAUAUCUUUGUUUAUUUUGGAAUCUUAUGAAAUCCAAGAUUAAAUAUGAUACAUUAUUAAUAAAGAUCUUACCAUAUUUCAAAGAUAGAGAUCAAUUUCUUUGGCAGCAAGUCAAAUCUAAUAUUGAUAUAUAUCAAUAUUCAAGAGCCAAUAGGAUCAUGCCACGUCAGCCCUAAGCCCAUAAUCAUGUGGGCUCUGGCCCAAAGCUUGACUCUUCCUACAACUAUAAAUAGGGGUCCUCAUAUCAGUUCUAAACACACACAAAUCAUUUGAGAGCUUAAGCAUUGAAGGAGUAAUUCACUACAACGAAGUCAUCUCCAACAAUCAAGGCAUUCUUUGUGGAAGCAACCCAAAAGCUCAAGUCAAAUCCAACGCUCGAUCCAGAAAUAAGGCGUAGGCCCUCUGCAUCAACGUUAUAAAGCCCAAAGCUCAAGGUUCAAGGCGUUCUACAAGGAAGUCAAUACGUUCUUCAUCAAAUUCAUCAAAGUCAACAUUUAAUUCAGAAAUAAGGUGGAAGUCCUCUGGAUUGACGUCAUCAAAUACAAAUUCAAGUUCAAGUCAUCAAAUCAAAUCCAAGGAGAUCAAGAAGGUGAACUUCUCUCCAAAGAUUUCAAGAAACAUAUCAAAUUCAAAUUCAAGUUCAAGUCAUCAAAUACAAAUCCAAGGAGAUCAAGAAGGCGUACUUCCCUCCAAAGAUUUCAAGUAACAUUUGAAGAGGAUAAUCAGAUGAUCAAGUGGAGAUUCGCAACCCGCAACAAAUUCAUCUCAAUCCAUAUAUUUUGGAUUUGUACACAUUUUUUGUAUUUCAUUAAAUUGAAUACAAUAAAAUUUGUGUUUACAAAUUUUGGCACGCCCGGUGGGACAUCUCUACCUCUCAUCUCUCAUUUUCACCAACAGCAACUCAAGCAAAUUCAAAUGGAGAACAAAGCUUCAAGUGCUGCCCUAAACAUCACUUUGGAGAACAUUGGUGUUAUCACUCGAGGCAAAGCUAUGCAAUUGGAGGAGAUUUUCAAGCCUGCUUCAGCAAUGGAAGAGCAUUCAACCGCGAGCUACUAUCUUGAAGCUCCUGUCAUGGUGACAAACGCUUCUACUUUGGAGGAACAAGUUGCUAGCAUAGCUAAGCUUCUUGAAAGCAUGAACAAGCGUACAUUGGAGCAAGACGCCAAGAUCUCAAAGCUCAUCUUAGAGAAAGGAGAAGGAAGUCGAGUGAAUGACGAAAAAGAUGAAAAAAGCGAUGAUUCAGAGUCAUUCGAGAAACACCAUGAAGAAAAGACGCCUCCUAAGAACAUCGAAGUCUCUGCCGAUGGCUUCAUUCACAUCAAUCAACUCAAAGACUUCAUCAUGGGAACGGUCAAAGACAAGUUCGAAGGGACCUCGAAAUCAGCAUGGACGUAUAGCAAGCCAUAUACUACAAGGAUUGACUCCUUGAAGAUGCCAAUAGGCUACCAGCCUCCAAAGUUUCAACAAUUUGAUGGCAAAGGCAAUCCAAAGCAACAUGUGGCUCACUUUAUGGAGACAUGUAAUGAUGCGGGAACAUAUGGAGAUUACUUGGUGAAGCAAUUUGUUCGUUCCUUGAAAGACAAUGCAUUUGAUUGGUAUGUCAACUUGGAGCCAAAUUCCAUCGAUAGUUGGGGGCAAAUGCAAAAGGAGUUCCUCAAUCGCUUCUAUAGCACUCGAAGAACAGUGAGCAUAGUUGAGCUUACAAACUCAAAACAAUGGAAAGAAGAGUCAGUCAUCGACUACAUCAACCGAUGGAGGGACUUGAGCUUAAAUUGUAAAGAUCAACUAUCUGAAGCUUCAGCAAUCGAGAUGUGCAUUCAAGGCAUGCAUUGGAGCCUUCAAUACAUCUUAAAAGGAAUUCGACCAAAUACAUUUGAAGAGUUGACUACUAGAGCUCGUGACAUGGAGUUAAGCAUGAUCGCAAAUAAAGUUGAUGAUCUACACAUGCAAAUGUCAGACGACUAUCAAGAAAACUAAGAAGCAAGUUAUAGGGGCAAAUCUCUUGAAGAAAUCCCAAAUGAAGAUGAUGAAGAAAUCCCAACUGAAGAUGAUGAAGAAACUUCAAAUGUAAGCACAAGUCAAUCUUCAAGUUGAAAUUCAUAAAGUCAAAAUGCUCCUUGGUAAGAGCCUAAACUAUCAAUUAUGCUCCUUGAGAAGAGCCUAAACUAUCAAUGAAGCCCCCAAACAUGAGCAAAAGGAUCAUUCAAGUUGAAUACUCCUUGACACGAGUAUAAAAUGUCUACAAAUUCAAAUUCAAGUGAAGACUCCUUGACACGAGUAUAAAAUGUCAACAAAUUCAAAUUCAAGUGAAAACUCCUUGACACGAGUAUAAAAUGUCUACAAAUUCAAGUUAAAGUGAAGACUCCUUGACACGAGUAUAAAAUGUCAACAAACUCAAAUUCAAGUUGAAGACUCCUUGACAUGAGUAUAAAAUGUCUACAAAUUCAAAUUCAAGUUGCA
Salvia miltiorrhiza (redroot sage) is the source of this 5336-nucleotide messenger RNA. RefSeq lists its product as uncharacterized. Bases 3603 to 4853 code for a protein of 416 amino acids. The record is from RefSeq and is a predicted model, not a curated record. Lineage: Eukaryota; Viridiplantae; Streptophyta; Magnoliopsida; Lamiales; Lamiaceae. The transcript is spliced from 2 exons.